This is a messenger RNA of Cynara cardunculus var. scolymus (artichoke), 2206 nucleotides long. RefSeq lists its product as uncharacterized. Gene Ontology annotation, biological process: response to endoplasmic reticulum stress. NCBI's taxonomy places the organism in Eukaryota, Viridiplantae, Streptophyta, Magnoliopsida, Asterales, Asteraceae. The transcript has 11 exons. The coding region runs from base 43 to 2094 and encodes 683 amino acids. The record is from RefSeq and is a predicted model, not a curated record. Gene Ontology annotation, molecular function: protein binding.
UUUGUGUAAAGUGGAUUGUGUUUUUCAAGUUACAAAUCAAAGAUGGGGGCAGGAAAGAAAGAGCUGGUAACUUCCAAUCAUGAUUGGUCAAGCACUAGAAAUUUAGGGAAGAGUCACUUAGGCGGUGUGAUAUUUGGCACCAAGAACACGACGAUCAAUGAAUGCCUUUCAAAGCAACUCUUUGGUUUACCAAAUCAGCACUUUGUGUAUGUUGAAAAAAUUGGUCCUGGUUUACCAUUGUUUCUAUUUAACUAUACGGACAGAAAAUUACACGGCAUUUUUGAGGCUGCUAGCCAUGGACAAAAAAAUAUAGAUCCAUAUUCAUGGACUAGUGAUGGCUUGCAGAGAACACCUUAUCCUGCUCAGGUUCAAGUACGAAUACGGUCGCAAUGUCAACCACUAACUGAGAAUCAGUUUAAGCCCAUAAUUGUGGACAAUUACUAUACUCAGAACCAUUUCUGGUUUGAGCUGGAUCAUUCCCAAACAAACAAGCUGUUAUCUUUAUUUUCAUCUCGACCGGUUUCUGAUUCACAAUCUACAUUGACUCCACAUGGUUCGACGAAAUGGAGUAUAUGUCUCCCAUCAGUAUCCAAGUCUGAUGAGAAAGUGGAAAAGGAGCUUGUUCAAUCAAACAGAAAGGGUACAUCAAAUGGUGUUAAGAGUUCAGCCAACAAAGAGAAAGAUAUCUGUAAGAGUUUUAAUGGCAAGAUUGACCAGUCAUUAGAUGAUUCUCUUUGUAUGGUGGGCAAAGAUGAGAAGGAACUUGUAUACACGAAGCUUAAAGAACUGGCUCUAAAUUGUAAGUUCAUGGCCCCACCUGCUGCUAGCCAUGAACACAAUAAUGCUCUUAAGAAUGAGAUGACCAAUGAUUCUUCAAAGGAGGUGGCAAUCCAUGAUGAGAAAAAGGAAGAUGCUCUUGCUAAGUCAUCUGAAGGUCCAAUGAUAGCUAAGUUGAUUGAAAAAGUGGAAGAUCUGAUGGCAUUUAAAACAGAGCAAAAUCACAAGAUUGGUUGCUUGGAAAUGAAGAUAGUUUCUCUGGAGCAGAAUCUGGCUGAAGCAGAAAACGAAAUUAGGAAUCUAAAAUGCCACUGUAUCAUGUUAGAAAGUAUGGUGGUCCCUCCUGAGGAAUCUCAUACUAUAAACGGAAGAAAGUCACCUGAGUUCCAGUUGGAUAAUUUACCAAGUACAAGUGAGUUCCACAUGGAUAGUUCACCCGAAAGAAGUGAUAUCCAUUUAGACUCUGAUGAGUUGAUACUUCUUGUUGGAGGAUAUGAUGGCACAUCGUGGUUCUCGUCACUGGAUAGCUAUUCACCUUCACAAAAUCGGACUAAAUCUCUUAAGCCAAUGAAUGCUGCACGAUGUUAUGCCCCUGUUUCAAUAUUAGAUGGUGAACUUUAUGUAUUUGGUGGUGGAACCGGUGGUGUGUGGUAUGACACAGUUGAAUCAUAUGAUCCUCUUGUGAAUCAAUGGACUACUCGCCCUCCUCUAAAUACAAGAAAGGGAAGCCUAGCCGGUGCUACUGUGAAUGAUAAGAUUUAUGCAGUUGGUGGUGGGAGUGAUAAUGAAUUAUAUUCGGCUGUUGAGAUGUUAGACCUUGACGUCGGAGCCUGGAUUCCAUCACGAUCGAUGCAUGAAAAGCGCUUUUCUUUGGCUGCAGCAGAGCUCAAUGGGGCGCUUUAUGCUGUUGGUGGCUAUGAUGGAAAAAGCUACUCGAAGUCUGCUGAAAGAUUUGAUCCGAGGGAACAUUCUUGGACAAGAAUCAAGAGCAUGAACACAAUGAGGGGUUGCCCUUGUUUGGUACCUCUGAAUGAAAAAUUAUAUGUUUUAGGAGGUUUUGAUGGUAAUUCAAUGCUUGCAACCGUAGAAAUCUAUGAUCCUAGACAAGGGUCAUGGGUGAUUGGAGAGCCAAUGAACUACCCCCGGGGAUUUUCGGCUGCGGCAGUUGUGAAAGAAUCUAUCUACAUCUUUGGUGGGCUUAAAACUGGUGAAGAAAUCAAUGACACUGUUGAAUGCUACAAGGAAGGCCAAGGGUGGGAAAUUACGGACACGAAGGCUGUUGGGCAGAGAUGCUUUUUCUCGGCUAUUGCCUUAUGAAGAAGGAACCAAGUGCCAUCUUACAUUGUGUCAAGGCCAUCAUCAUCGGUUGUACUCGGCAUGAUCAUGUUUUCGAGCUCUGGGUUCUUCAAACUGGAUUGUCUCUUUUCCA